AUGAGGCUGGCUAUUAUUAUAUCCAUCUUUUCUCUCAGUACUCUAUCUCUCUCAGCAGUCUUUGCUCAGAGUUCGCAGUUCGCCCUCGUCGUACUUUCCGACAGCAAGACCUACAAUGGCACGACUCUUAUUCCAUGCCAGAAAGGCAAACAAGGUCCCUAUCCCGGGCUCUGUCCACUGGCACAGCUUCGCUACCCAAUUUCUGACCUUGAAGCUGCCUUCAACUUGAACAACACCUCAAGCCAAACUCGUAAUACCGGCUUUCUCACCUACGAAUUGAAAAACAGACAAACUUCAAACGGUAUCGCUGAUGUAAAAGCACCCAUGGCGUUCAAUAACAAGGGUUCCUAUCAAGUUCCCGUUUUUGGAUACGCAAGUUUCGACACUGCUUCCAAGGUUUCUUUCAAUGAGAAGAAUUAUCUUGGGACCAUGGAGGGUUCGAGCCAUCGUAUGGAGUUCUGGGUCAGCGACGCCGCCGCUUUCUUCUUGCGUGAAAGUGAAUAUUUUGAGGGUAUCUUAGUCUCGUUAAGUGUGAAGGUUGUAUUUACGAAAAUUAGCGGCUUUUUUUAUGUUGUAGGCAAAGUCAUCUUCAAACACCAUGAAUUUACUCAGAACGCAAGACUAUAA
This is a messenger RNA of Glarea lozoyensis ATCC 20868, 627 nucleotides long. RefSeq lists its product as uncharacterized. Lineage: Eukaryota; Fungi; Ascomycota; Leotiomycetes; Helotiales; Helotiaceae. The transcript has 3 exons. The record is from RefSeq and is a predicted model, not a curated record. Bases 1 to 627 code for a protein of 208 amino acids.